GCGAUGUCGGACAUCCAGCCCAGCCUCUAGGAAGUUCAACAAACACUACCAUUACCAGACCUCUCAAAAACACACAAUGAGCGAAAUAAAAGCGCCAGAAGCGGCUUCAGCAGAUAGAAAAGCAGCUCCGUCAGAAGAAAAAGACUGGGCGGCCGCUAAAGCGCACUAUGAAAACUUGAAGUCUAAGAAACCGAGACCCCCCAAGCCGAAAUAUGCUGUCACUAUCGCAGUUUCUUCCCGGACAUUGUUUGACUUGACGGCGGAAAGGAAGAUCUUUGAGGAAGAAGGUGUGGAGAAAUAUGUUCAACAUCAGCAGGACAACGAGAACCAGCCCCUCAGUCCAGGAGUUGCCUUUCCUUUCGUCAAAGCACUGAUGACUGUAAACGAGCGUCUGAGGGAACUUUAUCCGGAAAGUGAAGAGCUGUUUGACAUUGUUCUCAUGACCAAUAAUCACGCCCAAGUUGGGGUGCGGCUGAUGAAUAGCAUAAAUCACUACGAUUUGACCAUAGAGCGAUUCUGCAUGACUGGAGGUCAGAGUCCCAUCGGCUACCUCAAAGCCUACAUGACUAACCUGUAUCUCUCCAGAGAUUCCAAGAAAGUCGGGGAGGCCAUCGAGGAAGGUAUCGCAGCAGCCAUCAUGUUUAAGCCUGAUGUGGAGACUAAGCUGUCUGAGACUCAGCUGCGUGUGGCGUUUGAUGGAGACGCUGUGCUCUUCUCGGAUGAGUCUGAGAUCAUAGUGAAACAGCACGGCCUGGACACCUUCUUUGAGCAUGAAAAGCAGUAUGAGAACAAACCACUCGCACAGGGCCCUCUAAAAUGCUUCCUGGAGGCUCUCGGGAAGCUCCAGAAGAAAUUCUAUGCCAAGAACGAGCGUCUGAACUGCCCCAUCCGGACCUUCCUGGUGACAGCCAGAAGUGCAGCCAGCUCUGGGGCCCGUGUGCUGAAGACGCUCAGGAGCUGGGGCCUGGAGAUCGAUGAGGCUUUGUUUCUCGCCGGAGCCCCUAAAGGGCCCCUACUGCAGAAGAUUCGCCCGCACAUAUUUUUUGAUGAUCAGAUGUUCCACAUCGAAGGGGCGAAGGAGAUGGGCACUAUUGCUGCCCACGUGCCAUAUGGCAUCGGACAGAAAUAUAACAAAGGGAAGCUGAUUGAACCAGAAAAGCAGCAGAACUGAAGAAACAUGGUCAAACAGGUCAGCAGGAGUUCAUUAUACAGUUGAGAUAAAGAUGUCUACAUGUUCUUGUAAUGUUUUGGUGCUUUUACCAACAAUGUAGAAAUAUGUUUUCUAGGACAUCCAUAUAUUUUUGCUUGCACAUAAUCAUUGCUAAUGAAUUUUAUUAGCAAUAAUGCAGGAAUAUUAUCUGUAGUUUGUUUGACAAGAGAAAGGGCUACUGUUCUAUCUAUCUAUCUAUCUAUCUAUCUAUCUAUCUAUCUAUCUAUCUAUCUAUCUAUCUAUCUGUCUGUCUGUCUGUCUGUCUGUCUGUCUGUCUGUCUGUCUGUCUGUCUGUCUGUCUAUCUAU
This is a messenger RNA of Danio aesculapii, 1517 nucleotides long. RefSeq names its product 5'-nucleotidase, cytosolic IB b (gene nt5c1bb). Gene Ontology annotation, biological process: adenosine metabolic process; nucleotide metabolic process. Gene Ontology annotation, molecular function: nucleotide binding; 5'-nucleotidase activity; magnesium ion binding. The coding region runs from base 77 to 1171 and encodes 364 amino acids. The record is from RefSeq and is a predicted model, not a curated record. The transcript has 6 exons. Gene Ontology annotation, cellular component: cytosol; cytoplasm. NCBI's taxonomy places the organism in Eukaryota, Metazoa, Chordata, Actinopteri, Cypriniformes, Danionidae.